AUGGAAGAGGAUUUCGUUAUUGAUCGAACGCCGAUAGUAUCAGAUGCCACAGUUGUUCCGAAAAAACCAACUGAACCAAUCGAAGUCGAGCCAGAACCAUGUCCAUUUCAAGAAAUGUUGCCAGCAAUGAAUGAAAUCAGAAAAGCGCCAUCAGUUCAUAGUUAUGGGGGAGAUACAGAGAGUGAAUUUGAUUUAUCGGACGAUGAUAGUGAUUUUGGAACAGAUUUUCGAGCUGAUGCAUUGGAUUCUGAUGAAGAAUUCGAUAAAUUGAUCACGAUUUCGAGUAAAUUGAUUGAGAAGAUUCACAAGAAAGAGUACUCUGAAGAUGGUUCAAAUUCAGAAAAGAAAAAGCAAAAAGAAUUGAAGAAAGAUGUUUCGAAGAUAUCGCACGAAUAUGAUGAUUUGCCACCUCUUGAAAAUCUAUCAAUAACUUGUCAAAAAAGCACAUUGGUAGAGUUUGGAAAGGUUGAAAAAAUUGUUGAUUGUAUGGUUCUUAUUGAAUCAACUAGCAAUGAUGUUCUCGAUUUCGAUUCAUAUGUUUUUGAUGAAGAAGGAAAGGCUUUCGGGCAGAUUUAUGAUAUCUUUGGUCAAGUUAAAAAUCCAGGAUAUGUUGUGAGAUUCAAUACAUCGGAAGAGGCUUCAAUAACUCCGAUUGGAAUGAAAUUAUAUUAUGCUCCAGAUAAUGAAACAUAUUCGAAAACACCAUUUCGUGGAUUGAAUUUAGCAGCUGCGAAUCGGGAAACAUUGAUGAAAUUAAAUCAAAAAUUGGAUAGACAAUCAGAAAUCGAAAGAAAGAAAAAUAUGAUUGUUGGAGUUGAUAGUGAUAUUGAAUUUAGUGAUGAUGAAGCUGAAAAGGAGUUUAGAAAUAGUAAACCACAAAGUUCAAAUACCCAAGGACUUCCAAGAGAAAAUCGAAAAAGAGAUCGAAGAGGCGGUGGAACAGCAAGAGUUCGAUUUAAUAAUGAUUGCAAUAAUGGAGGAGUUGGAGGACAAAAUAGAAAUAUGAUGCAAGGAAAUUCACAAGGAAAUCAAUUUGGUAAGUUACUUUUUUGCGUGGCAAUUUGAAAAUUUUGUUCAAAAUAGAGGACAUGUUUUAAAAAAAUUAUUGACGUGAACGUGAACUUUGAUGUGGAUUUUUCAUUUUCACAUUUUGCACUGAUAAAAAAUCAUUUCCAAAUUUUACUGACAUGAAUAAUUUUUUAAGGUUUGAGAUAAAAAUAAGUUAGGCAAAUUAGCAGAAUAUUCGAAAGGGCAUGUUCUUAUUAGUAUUUUCCUUGAAGUAUUUUCACUAAAUGUUUCUCAAAUGUGAUGUGAAAAUUAAAUUGAUCUGAAAAAAAUUCCAAUUUCUCAAAAUUUCCAGCUCCUCGCCCAUAUCAAUCUUGGAAUUGGCAUAAUGCCAAUGCUCCUCGUCCAUACCGUCGCGAUUUCGAUGGUCCCGUCCAAGCUCUACCUAAUAAUUCCUCACCAGCUCCUGCUGCAACUCAGGCCCUCUCAAAUAAUUCUUCCGACACAAAUCCGUAUGCGGAAUUCGGAAUCACCGAUUCAUUUUCAGGAAGAUUUGGAGUUUAG
Messenger RNA from Caenorhabditis angaria, 1569 nucleotides. Lineage: Eukaryota; Metazoa; Nematoda; Chromadorea; Rhabditida; Rhabditidae. The record is from the annotation of a GenBank genome assembly.